This is a messenger RNA of Pecten maximus, 5136 nucleotides long. Its product is annotated as fibril-forming collagen alpha chain-like. Bases 212 to 4504 code for a protein of 1430 amino acids. The transcript has 50 exons. The record is from RefSeq and is a predicted model, not a curated record. NCBI's taxonomy places the organism in Eukaryota, Metazoa, Mollusca, Bivalvia, Pectinida, Pectinidae. Gene Ontology annotation, molecular function: extracellular matrix structural constituent.
UUGAGGCGGCCUCCUAAAAGCUGCUCGGCUCAGUGAAGUCAUUUUCCCCAAGCCACCCUAGGAAUCCGGUGUUCCAAUACUCAGAUAUUGGAGCACGGCUCUUCCUAGUUACAGGAGCCGUAUCCGGCUUCGGACAUAACAGCUCUAUACUAUCCUGAACUUUUUUCCAUUCCUAUAAUCUUUAUGAAGUUCGGGAUUAAACGUUUAUAAAAUGGCAUUUGGAACAGUUCGGUGGUCGAACUGUAUACUCCCAUUAUUGCUAUGGGUGAUAGCAACAACGGCUCAAGAGAAGACAUGCUUGUUCAAAGGAACUAUAAUGCAAGAAGGGGACAUUAUCGACGAUGAAGACCCCUGUACGCAAUGUCAGUGUGAAGAAGGAGAGGUCAGGUGUUUUAAAACGGAUCAAUGCGGCAACGGAGACAGUAACAUACAAGUUGGAGAUUCAGAUACUAAUCAAGCGGCUUCUGGACACGUAGGAAAACCAGGCUACAGAGGAUUUACGGGACCUCAGGGAGCUAGGGGACCACAAGGACAAGCUGGAAACAAUGGCGUACCUGGCCCUCCAGGACCACCAGGUGUUCCCCAGACCCAAGCUGAUGAAGCGUUCAUGCACUGGGCACAGAGCUACCCACAAAAGGCAGGCGGCUUCGCGCAGGGACCGAGAUACCUACAGGCCAAUAUCGGACCAGCUGGACCUCGUGGACCAACAGGCACGCCUGGACAACCGGGACCACAAGGUUUGACAGGUAUCCGAGGAGAACCAGGUGAUGCCGGCCCUCCAGGAUCGCCCGGACCCCGAGGAUCUCCCGGACCCUCUGGACUACCCGGGCCGGAUGGAGAUGGCGGGCGUCCUGGUGAAUCCGGUCCUCGUGGAAAUGCCGGAAGGAAGGGACCAUCUGGACCAGCAGGAACUCCAGGAAUCCCCGGCGGCAAGGGGCAUCGGGGUUUCCAUGGUUUGGCAGGACCUACUGGUGAACAGGGAAUGCCAGGAGACAAGGGAGAAGUCGGUCCCCCAGGACCAGCAGGUGCUCCAGGUGUUCAGGGACCACGCGGUUUAUCCGGGGAUAGAGGAAGGGACGGAAACGAUGGGCAAGCGGGUUUGAGAGGAGUUGAUGGACUUCCCGGAUCUGCUGGUGCACCUGGUCCUGUCGGAAACAGUGGACCACCAGGUUUCCCUGGAACCCCAGGAGAAAAAGGAGGACGUGGUGUUCAAGGUCCCAAGGGAACCAUGGGACUACAGGGAGCACGUGGAAACAGCGGUGACCCAGGACCAUCAGGGGAAUCGGGAGCCACCGGACCAAAUGGCCUUCCAGGAAGUAACGGCGAGAAGGGCGCAUAUGGUGAACCGGGACCUUCCGGUCCUCCAGGAUUCUCCGGACCGCGUGGUUCUCCUGGUUUUGGUGGGAGCCCUGGGCCAAUGGGACCAAAGGGAUCAACGGGUCAACCUGGAGAAAUGGGUAUCAAAGGAGCUUACGGACAGCGAGGUCCGUCAGGAUCUGUUGGAGAGAGGGGUAUCCAGGGUCCUCCUGGCCAUGAGGGCAAGAGGGGACAACGUGGAGUGGUAGGAGAGUUGGGACAAUCUGGACCCCAGGGAGAGCGUGGACCACCAGGACAGCGAGGAAUGCCCGGACAAACUGGAGAGUCCGGAAAUCUUGGAGAAGACGGAUCUCCCGGACCAAGAGGUCGCCGCGGAAACGGUGGUCCGAUGGGAGAGCCCGGACGUCAGGGAGCACCAGGAAUCCGCGGAAGCAGAGGUCCAACAGGUAUGGCAGGAUUAGAUGGAAUUCCAGGGCGACCAGGAAAUCAAGGAGUUCCCGGAAAUGACGGAUCACCUGGAGAAAUGGGACCCCCAGGUAUUCCAGGCCCAGCCGGCGUUCAGGGACCACAGGGAGCGACCGGAGAAAGAGGAACCCCGGGUAAAGACGGAAACCAUGGCAACCAGGGUAGUCGUGGCCCUGCCGGAGAUGCUGGACCCCCUGGAGAAAUGGGACCAUAUGGACCUCCGGGUCCGAUCGGUGAGGCAGGAGAGAGGGGGCCAAUAGGAAAAGGCGGUCCACAGGGAUACCAGGGUGCGCCCGGCUUGCCAGGACCCCCCGGCGAAGGAGGAAAACCUGGAGAACAAGGCGAACCCGGUAACCAAGGCAAAAACGGACGUCCAGGAGCUCCUGGAGAAAGAGGAUUCCCAGGAGAGCAGGGAGUACCAGGAGUUUCUGGAGAACCAGGAAAAGCUGGACCGGAGGGGCCAACCGGAAGAGCAGGAGACCGAGGAUCGCCCGGACCACCAGGAGAGAAAGGAGAGCUUGGACCUUCAGGAGUAUUGGGACCACAAGGCCAGCGAGGAACACGUGGAGCUCCAGGAGUACAGGGAGAGCCUGGUGACCCAGGUCCACCCGGCCCUGACGGUCCUACUGGACGUUCUGGAGAGUCUGGACCACCAGGAAAGCCAGGAGAGGUAGGCCCUCCAGGACCAGCCGCACCGAAGGGAGAGGCUGGAGAUCCAGGAUUCGAUGGAGAAAAAGGUUCCCAAGGAUCCCCCGGAGAUAGAGGUCCGAUGGGCCUCGCAGGUCCUGACGGACUGACAGGAAUGCCAGGAACUCCAGGUCCGACUGGUCCUAAGGGACAACAAGGAUAUCCAGGAGAUAAAGGAGAGCAGGGAGACGCUGGUGACGCCGGAAUUUCCGGACCCCCAGGGCCGAGGGGCCUUAGUGGAUUAGACGGGUCAAAAGGUGUUCGUGGAGAGCAAGGAGCUCCUGGCCUUCCAGGUCCAUCAGGACCAAAUGGCCGUGCAGGACCGAUGGGACCCCAGGGCAAUUUGGGAGAGACUGGGGAUGCUGGACCGGCUGGUGUUGAUGGAGGGAAGGGAGUGCGUGGAGAGAUUGGACGUAUGGGCUAUCCCGGAGAGGCUGGCGCUGCUGGUGCACCUGGAGAGAGUGGACAGAAAGGAGCACGCGGCGAGGACGGAACUCCUGGACCAGGCGGACCAGUUGGGCCACAAGGAUCAGCCGGUGACAGGGGCCAACCCGGUAUCCAGGGAAUUAGAGGAGAGAGAGGCCCGAUGGGACCAAACGGACCACCGGGUAGCCAAGGUUCCCCGGGACGUGAAGGACAGGACGGACUUCCAGGAAAGGCUGGACCAAGGGGUGUGGCUGGACCACCAGGGCCUGUAGGAGAGACCGGAAGUGUGGGUUCCUCCGGUCCAGACGGCACACCUGGACUUCCGGGAAGAGUUGGAGAGCAGGGAUCAGAUGGUGACAUGGGUAUGCCCGGGCCGACUGGCCUCAUGGGAUUCCCCGGUCCCGCUGGACCACCAGGAUCACCAGGACCUGCUGGAGACCGUGGGGUCAGAGGUGAAUCUGGACCAGAUGGAUCCCGGGGCGCUCGAGGACCACGCGGAUUGCCAGGACCAUACGGACCACAGGGAGUAACAGGAGAGAAAGGAGAUGGCGGCAUUCAGGGUGACAAGGGCGACCCUGGUCUGCUUGGCAUGCCUGGACUUCCAGGACCGGAGGGACCACCAGGGGACCAAGGAAAUAAUGGACCUCCAGGACCAAUGGGACAACAGGGUCCUGAUGGACAGCGUGGAGUUCCCGGUAGGUCGGGUAAUAAUGGUGAAAGUGGACCACCAGGGCCAAUGGGACAACGCGGAAAUCAAGGAGAGGAUGGCCGAUCUGGUGUAAUGGGAAAUGCUGGACCACCGGGACCCCCGGGAGAGCCAGGACGGUCCAUUUAUAGCCAGGCAAUCACUGGAUGGUUUAGCCGUUCUGACCUCAAGGGAUUUCAAGGGGACGAACCACUGACAGAGGAGCAAACCAACAUUGUGGCUUAUCUGAACUUCCUUGGAGAUGAGAUGAUGAAAAUUGUCCAUCCACGAGGAGAAGAAGAUUCCCCUUAUGCCAGGAGUUGUAUGGACCUUCGCAUGGAAAACCCAGAUUUUUCAAACGGUCUUUAUUGGAUUGACCCUGACGGUGGCGUACCUACUAACAAGAUCCAGGUGUUUUGCGAUUUCAGGAAGAAGACGUACACAUGCGUGCGACCAUUGAUUGGUUUAUAUGAGAACCAGCCAGUGACAAAGGAUGAAGGAGAGGACUAUGCGUUAUUUGCUCAGAAAACAAUCAGGGGCAAAGAGCUGGAGUACAGUUCUAACCGAGUUCAGCUGAAGGUUCUACAGAAGAUCAGUUCCAAGGCAAUCCAAACCAUUGUAUACAAGUGUAGGAACAAUGUCGCUUAUUUCGACCGUGCAGCGAACGCCUACAACAAGGCUGUUAAACUCGUCACCUUCGACGAUGCAGAUCUAGGUGCCCAGGGCAGGAAGAAGUACAGAUACAAAGUCAUCAGUGAUGGUUGUGACAUGGCUAACGACAAGUGGGGAGAGACUGUCCUCGAGGUUAGCACCAAGAAGACGGAAAGAUUGCCAAUCAUUGACGUUGGCAUCGCGGAUAUUGGAGGACCGGACCAGGAGUUCAAGAUUGAAGUCGGACCUGUGUGUUUCAGUCACGAAAAUUAACGGUUCUUUUUAAAUAUAUAGUUCACGAUUGACAAUUAUUUUUGGACAAUUUAUGUAUGAAGAUGAUUUGUUAAGAAGUCUUCAUUUCUGGCUCAAAAUUAUUUUGCAUAAAAACGAAAAUUUUGUGAAUAUCUUAUAAAAAAUUAAUAUUGAAAUGACGCCGCAUAUAGAAUUAUGUUUUAUGUAUGGAUAUGUUAUCUAUUUGGGAUGGGACUAUAUGUAAUCAUCAUUGGGUGGGUGAAAUAUAAAACAUGUUGGAUGUUUGUGUGUGUGGGACCAUUCCUUCGUUGUUUUCUUUUAUCAGAGAAAGAUAAUAUAUCACGUGACAGGAUGUUUAAUGUAUUCUGUGUAUGAAAGUUGCCAUGGAGGAUGACGAGACGUGACGUCAUCGUUCGGUGAAACACCUGCGGUCUGCCAUGAUACCGCCCCGGAUGACGUCACGUUUCAGACAUUAUAUUUUUAUCUGUGAUAUACAGCUAACACUGCCAUGAUUUCAAGUACUAAAAGCUAUAAAUACUAUCGUUUACAUUUUCAUUUUUCAAGUAGUCUGACGGUACAUCGUACUUUAUCAUGACACUCGCAUGUCUAACCCUUUUCUUAAAUAAAAUGAGAAAAAAAUGAGAAAAAAAUGA